GAUUGCAACACUUUAAGAUUCCUGCUGCCGUUAUGUGGUUGUGCAUGUUGUCUUAUUCUUCGCGUUUGUAAAGUCCAUGAAAAGCUUUUUUCCUCAUAAGUGAGCAAGAACUUCAGUCCUUCAGUGAACUGGAAAUUCCAUUUUUUUAUGUUCCCUCUUCAUUCUCCAGUUGUGACUAGAAAACCGUAUCAACCUGUUGCAAGACCAGAGAAUACAUGUUACACACCCUGGAGCUGAGGCAGAGAAGCUGAAAGAUUCAUUCAGUGCUGUAUAAGAAAUGUGUGAGUGCAGACCAAGACCCAGUGUUGGUUGUGGAAAACAUUAACCACCACCACCACCACCGAUGAAUGGCUUGAUCUUCACUCUCAGCUCCAGAUGACCUGUCCUGUUGUUCGUAAGGAUGUCGUCUGUUACUGAAAAUGGAGAUGUUACUGCUGGAAAACCAAAUGAAGAGAAAACUUAUAAAAAGACUGCAUCCUCAGCUAUUAAAGGUGCUAUCCAGUUGGGAAUAGGAUACACGGUAGGAAAUCUUACUUCAAAACCAGACAGAGAUGUUCUUAUGCAAGACUUCUAUGUAGUGGAAAGUGUCUUUCUACCAAGUGAAGGGAGCAAUCUUACCCCUGCUCAUCAUUACCCUGACUUCAGAUUUAAGACAUAUGCACCUCUUGCCUUCCGCUAUUUCAGAGAACUUUUUGGUAUCAAGCCUGAUGACUAUUUGUACUCAAUCUGCAGUGAACCUUUAAUUGAAUUAUCCAACCCAGGUGCCAGUGGGUCCUUAUUUUUUGUAACUAGUGGUGACGAAUUCAUCAUCAAAACAGUUCAACACAAAGAGGCCGAGUUUCUUCAGAAGCUUCUGCCAGGUUAUUAUAUGAAUCUGAACCAGAAUCCAAGGACUCUUCUUCCCAAAUUUUAUGGGCUGUACUGUGUUCAGUCAGGAGGCAUUAAUAUUAGGAUUGUUGUCAUGAACAAUGUUUUGCCACGAGCCUUGAAAAUGCAUUUCACAUACGACUUGAAAGGCUCUACAUACAAACGGAGAGCAUCAAGAAAAGAAAGGGAGAAAUCCAACCCUACAUUCAAAGACCUCGAUUUCCUGCAAGAUAUGCAUGAAGGGUUGUAUUUUGACUCUGAAACACACAGUGCACUAAUGAAAACACUACAGCGGGAUUGUCGAGUUCUAGAAAGUUUUAAGAUCAUGGAUUACAGUCUGCUUCUGGGGAUCCACAUAUUGAACAGUAACAUGAAGGAAAAAGGAGGAGAGUGUUCCAGGAGUGCAUCAGAUGCAAAACGUCAUGGAGGGCAGAAAGUUCUCUAUUCCACAGCAAUGGAGUCUAUACAGGGCCCUGGGAAGUCUGGAGACUCUGUCACCACAGAGACAACAAACACAAUGGGAGGUAUUCCAGCAAAAAGCCAUAAAGGUGAAAAGCUGCUUUUAUUUAUGGGUAUAAUUGACAUUCUCCAGUCUUACAGGUUAAUGAAGAAGCUGGAGCAUUCUUGGAAAGCUCUAGUUUAUGAUGGGGAUACUGUUUCAGUUCACCGACCAAGUUUUUAUGCAGACAGAUUUUUAAAGUUUAUGAAUGCAAGAGUUUUCAAAAAAGUUCAAGCUUUAAAGCCUUCACCUUCAAAGAAACGGUGCAAUUCCAUCACAGCCCUAAAGGCAGCAUCACAAGAAAUAGUGUGUGCAGUUAGCCAGGAGUGGAAGGAUGAAAAGCAUGGCAUUCUUGCUGAAGGACAAAGUUAUGCCAGCCUUGAUGAAGAAGUGCUAGGUUCACACCACCAGCCGGAUCUAGUGCCAAGCACUCCGUCUCUUUUUGAAGCAGCUUCCUUGGCAACCACACUUUCUUCUUCUUCCCUGAAUGUGGAUGAGCACUAUCAACGUGAUCAACCUACACUCUAUUCUAGCAGUAAAGGGUUACCUUCAAGUUCAACAUUCACUUUGGGAGAUAGUGCCAUUUUUUUGACUUCAGAACAGAGCACAGUGGAAAUGGAAAAUGAUAAUGCUUCAGUUUUGGAUGUCUACUUAUAACACAGAAUACAUUAAGAGUAAAACUAAGAGAAGUGACCAUGGUUAAUGAAGAGCACUUUCUUCACUCCUCAUUCAAGAAGGAGGAAUUUGCUGAGCCUAAUAGACAAAGAGUAAUAAUCAACAGAACUAAUUCUAAGAAGCGCCAGGAUCUUUGAACCACAGAAAGGAUCGAUGCACUUGACAAAAAUGACAUGAAACAUUCCACAUUCUGCUGUCAUCUGCUGUUGCUUGCUCAACUGUGAAGAACUGUGUAUUCAGGCUGCUUUCUACAACAUUGCAAAUCAUCUUUUUUGCAUUUUGAAGUGAUAUUUUCUUACCAGCUCUCUAGUGGUUUCAUUUGCAUGCACUGUGUAACUAUGCACAAGCAAAAUGUAUUACCUACUUUACCUAUUUAAAAAUAAACACAGUGGUGAAUAAAAUC
Ficedula albicollis (Collared flycatcher) is the source of this 2444-nucleotide messenger RNA. RefSeq names its product phosphatidylinositol-4-phosphate 5-kinase type 1 beta (gene PIP5K1B). Gene Ontology annotation, molecular function: phosphatidylinositol kinase activity. The record is from RefSeq and is a predicted model, not a curated record. Lineage: Eukaryota; Metazoa; Chordata; Aves; Passeriformes; Muscicapidae. The coding region runs from base 401 to 2023 and encodes 540 amino acids. Gene Ontology annotation, biological process: phosphatidylinositol metabolic process. The transcript has 17 exons.